CCCACUGGACAUGAAGCAAUUCGUCUUUCUCUUUGGCAACGACGACUUCUCUGUACUAACGACAGCAUCAAUCCCGACCCAGACGUCCCCUUCACCCCCCCGAGGCCGCCCAAAAAAUUCGCCAUGUCUGCCGACAACAAGUCCCACCGCCUUUACGUCAAGGGCAAGCACAUCAGCUACCAGCGCGGCAAGAGGAACACCAACCCCGGAACCUCUCUGCUCAAGCUUGAGGGCGUCGACGAUGUCAAGGCAGCUCAGUGGUACGCUGGCAAGAGGGUAGCCUACGUCUACCGCGCACAAAGGGCGAUCCAAGGCUCCAAGAUCCGUGUCAUCUGGGGCAAGGUCACCCGCCCCCACGGCAACUCCGGCGUCGUCCGCGCCAAGUUCAAGAACAACCUGCCUCCCAAGUCCUUCGGUGCCUCCGUCCGCGUCAUGCUGUACCCUUCUUCGAUAUAAGCUUUUCCGACAACCAUUUUUUGGCGAGAAACGGGAACGAGCGGUCGAAAAAUAAGGCAAUGGUAGCGAUGGAUGACUAAGGCGCAAUAUUAUACCGGGCACGGAAGCAGAUUCGAGAACAAUUCAGUUAUCUUUGGGGAGACACACAUGCACAGUCUUUCCCAUACACAACGGCAACUUGU
Messenger RNA from Alternaria rosae, 638 nucleotides. Its product is annotated as ribosomal protein L35A. The record is from RefSeq and is a predicted model, not a curated record. Bases 124 to 456 code for a protein of 110 amino acids. Gene Ontology annotation, molecular function: structural constituent of ribosome. Lineage: Eukaryota; Fungi; Ascomycota; Dothideomycetes; Pleosporales; Pleosporaceae. The transcript has 4 exons. Gene Ontology annotation, cellular component: cytosolic large ribosomal subunit; ribosome. Gene Ontology annotation, biological process: ribosomal large subunit biogenesis; cytoplasmic translation.